This is a messenger RNA of Truncatella angustata, 1860 nucleotides long. RefSeq names its product putative C6 transcription factor. The transcript has 7 exons. Lineage: Eukaryota; Fungi; Ascomycota; Sordariomycetes; Amphisphaeriales; Sporocadaceae. Bases 1 to 1860 code for a protein of 619 amino acids. Gene Ontology annotation, biological process: regulation of DNA-templated transcription; DNA-templated transcription. The record is from RefSeq and is a predicted model, not a curated record. Gene Ontology annotation, molecular function: DNA binding; DNA-binding transcription factor activity, RNA polymerase II-specific; zinc ion binding.
AUGGAUCGAAGACUCCCCCGCCUACUUCCGGCAGCUGAAGCUGGUGUGACCGCUGAAUCUCCGCACUCCGCCGCAAACUUUGUCAAAUGCGACGGCAGACGGCCUGCUUGCCACAACUGUAGCAGUGGCAAGCCUAAUAUUAAGUGCAAUUAUGCCUUGAGUGAGACGGAAGAAGCUCGUGCGCUCUCUCGUGGUACAGUGCUCAGGGAACUACAUGAGUUGUUCGAUCUACUUCAAAGAGCACCAGAGGCCGAGGCACAGGAGCUGCUCGGUCGAAUACGUGUGACGCAAGAUCCUAUUUCUGUCAUGCGUUCUGUUCAGGGCAUACAUAUACUGAACUCUGAUGCAAGGGCUGCACUUCGGUCUGGCGAGCUUGACCCAAGGCUACAAGCCAUAAACGCUAAUGCGUUGGAGCAUAGCCUUAUGAAAGUUCGUAGCAGACCUUGGACUGUUGUGGCCGAUGAUGGGAUAGUCUCGGAAAUGAUCACAUCCUUUUUCAUGUGGGACGAUUCCUUUUUCUAUCCUUUCAUUGACAGAGAGGCACUACUCGAGGACAUGCAUGCUGGAGAUCCAGAACGUGCCAACUAUUGUUCGCCAUUUCUUGUUAAUGCUAUAUAUGCAACCAGAUGUUUUACAUCAAGAAACGCCAAAGCGUAUAGCGCCAUUCUAAGGAAAGACAUUGGCGACCAGUUCCUAAUGGAAGCUAAGCGACUACUCGACCUCGAGGGCGGUCGUCCCUCGCUACCCACAGUUCAAGGACUUGCUCUGAUGUUCACUCUCUCAGCCUAUCGAGGAACGGAUAGAGCUGGCAUGAUGUAUCGAUACGCAGCGUACGAAAUGCUCAAAAGGCUGGAUCUCGAAAAGACAUUCAUGCAAAUAUGGACUGAUCCAUCAAAAAAUCGGCAAAAGCAAAUCAUUGCCAAAGCUUUAUGGGGUAUCUUCUGUUUCGAAAGUAUCGUUGCAUUCGUUUAUUUGCAGCAAUCUUUGGUUCAAGCGCCCCAGGUUGCCCGCUUUUUUCCGGUAGAAACGAUGUCUCCUGCACUCGUUGACUGCAACUUGGACCUGCUUGGAAAUGCGCACACGACUAGCAGUCGUUCCCCGCCUUUCGUUUCCAACAUACUUGAUUUCACGUGUGAUUUAUCGGUACAUCUAUAUGACCUCAUGGCAUGGAAUGCUGAAGCACCAGGAAUGAUUGGAACCAUAGAGGAUCUCGAUCAGCGCCUGCGGCUUCACCAACAAUUACGGCAAUGGAGAGAAACUCUACCAUGCAACCUGCGUCACGAGGUUAAUUUUACACCCCAAACAUGUUUUCUGAGCAUUUAUCUGAACGAGCUGUUUAUUGCCAUUUUGAGGCCUCUACAGCCAGAUAUCAUCUUUGACGGGAAAUCGAGUGUCAAAGACCUCUGUAUUCAAUAUGCCAUCUCCGACUUAGCGAACAUGAAAAAAUAUGUCAAUAAUUUCUCCCUCAACGCUUACUCUUGCAUGGUCUGCUGCGGCGCUUAUAACGGACUGCUUACGCUCAGCUCACAUCUCUACGACCGUAAAACUCAUAUACCAUUUACGACAGCAUGCGCUAUUAUCCGCGCGACAGCACGGGACUUCCCUAUGGCACGCUUCAUUUUGCAAGCCAUCAAAGCUUUGUGUUGGACACUUAAAAUGCCUAUACUACCUGCUGCAAUGCAAUACUUGGAAAAUCUUGGUGCUGGGAAAGAAAGCCUCCGAGAUGUACCAUUGGCGUUCGCUUUGCCCCAGGCUGAUGCCGUGCGGGAAUUGCUCUCGGACGACGAUUCUGAUGGCCAGCAACUUUGCAGCGAAAUGGGGGUGUUGCUUUCAAAAUGGAGUUCCUUGUCCAUUGAGUAA